AUGAAGUGGAAGAUGUUACGUAAUGUGUUGACGCCAGGUUUCACUUCCGGCAAGAUGAAGCGCAUGUUCCACCUGGUCGAAGAGUGUGGACAGGAAUUGGUUGAACACCUGACAGCCGCUACGAAAAAAGACAGCAACGUGGAUGUGCAGGACCUGAUGGUGCGCUACUCCAUUGACGUGGUUUGUUCGACGAUUCUGGGUGUGAAGGGCGGCGCCCUGCAGGACCCUGAAGCCCCCAUGCGGCAGAGCAUAAGCAAGAUCUUUCGGGACGACCUCGUGGGCCGUCUGGCCCAGUCUAUGAGCUUGCUGGCGCCCAAGCUGUUCGAGAAACUGAACGUCAACGUCUUCAAUAAGGAACUCGAGGAUUUCCUUUCCAAGACCACUCAAGAGACAAUGGACUACCGCAAGAAAAACGGCGUUGUGCGAGAAGACAGCAUCGACCUGCUGAUGCGCGUCCUUGACGAGUCGAAGCGCAUGUUGGACGAGAGUGGUCAGGAAUUCAAAUUCGACCAGAGGGACGUUGUGGCGCAAGUGCUGACCUUCCUGUCGGCCGCCUUCGAGACCUCCGCCUCGACCAUGAUGUUCACACUGUACGAGCUGGCCCUGAACCAGGAGCUGCAGCAGCGCAUCCGUCAGCAGGUGAAGGAGGUGGCCGCCAAGCAUGGCGGCAUCACGUAUGAAGCGGUCGCGGAGAUGACCGACCUCAUAAACACCGUCAACGAGGCCCUCCGCAUGUACCCCGUGGUCAACUUCCUGGACCGGCGCUCGACGCGUGACUACCAGAUCCCCGGCACGUCCGUGGUGCUGCCCAAGGACACUGGGGUGGUGGUCUCGGUGCUGGGCCUGCACUACGACCCCAAGUUCUGGCAGCAGCCGCACCGCUUCCUGCCCGACAGGUUCAGCGAGGAGAACUCCAAGGGGCGGCCCAACUACCUACACCUACAUGCCCUUUGGCGACGGGCCCAGGCAGUGCAUCGGUAA
Schistocerca nitens (vagrant locust) is the source of this 981-nucleotide messenger RNA. Its product is annotated as cytochrome P450 6k1-like. Lineage: Eukaryota; Metazoa; Arthropoda; Insecta; Orthoptera; Acrididae. The record is from RefSeq and is a predicted model, not a curated record. Bases 1 to 981 code for a protein of 326 amino acids. The transcript is spliced from 6 exons. Gene Ontology annotation, molecular function: oxidoreductase activity, acting on paired donors, with incorporation or reduction of molecular oxygen; iron ion binding; monooxygenase activity.